GUAAAACACAGAAUGUGCCUGCUAGAAGCACACACAGACAUAUUUUUCUGCAUUUUGAAAAUGCAAAGCAGGCCGCUCAUGACUUCGUACAGACUACCCACGCACCACAACUAAAAUCUCCUUGGCAGUUCCCAGUGACAGCUUUACAAUGGAAGAAGACACACACUGCACAGCAGAAAGGGGGCUGUUGGAAGCUGUGAGCAGGAUUACUAUGUUUUCUACCACUGCUUCUCCUGAUGAAGAACAAAAUCAACCUAAAGCUGAAAUUUCUUGUCAAGUGAGCAAAGAAAACCCAAAAAAAGAUGAUCUCCAAGAUUCUAAUGCAUCCCUAAGUCCCAACUCUUCAAUGACCACUAAGGAGCUUCAGGAAUACUGGAGGAAUGAAAAAAGCCAGUGCAUACAGGUCAAACUCCUGUUUGAAAUCCCAUCAACCAGAAUUGUAGAGCACCACUUAUCUAAAUAUGUGAUGUAUAAAAUCAUAAUUUUGCAGACAGGAAGCUUUGACAGCAACAAGUCUGUAAUUGAACGGCGUUAUUCAGAUUUUGAGAAACUGCACAGAAAUCUUCUGGAGGACUUUAGUGAAGAAUUGGAAGAUGUGACCUUUCCCAAAAAAGCCUUAACAGGGAACUUCACAGAAGAAAUAAUCAAUGAGAGAAAACUAGCCUUUAAGGACUACCUGAGGCGUCUUUAUUCUAUGAAAUAUAUCCGAAGAUCAAAAAAAUUUAUUGACUUUUUAACAAAGCCAGAGCUUCAGGAAGCAUACGGCUGCCUGCGAGGUGGCCACUACACCAAAGCUUUGGAAAUCCUUUUAGAAGUCAUUGGUCUGCAGGAGAGGCUGACGAGAGGCAACCCUGUCUCAAUUGUCCCUACUCUCUGUGCUAUUGUGGUGUGCCACAAGGACCUGGACAACCCAGCAAGUGCCUUUGAAUAUGGAGAAAAAGCUCUAUCACGCCUUCAGCUGAAGCCCAGUCAAACAACAUUUUGCGAUUUCUGAGAAUGCUGAGAGGUUUAUGUAAAUUGGACUUUGCCUUAGUUUUACAGCCUGGUACACCAUACAACUAUCAUUUUGGUGGCUCUUCAAUAUCACAUCUAAUUCUUUGAUGAACCCAAUCCACAUAUAUGAAUACUACACUUAGCUUGGCCCUAACACUCUUGUGAAAGCUUCCUAACAAAUGGAAAAGCCUGUGUUUACCUGCUUCUGUCAUUCUCAAAACUUUUCCCAUAUGCUGGUAAUAAUCUGGUAAAUUAAUUGUUAGAAAUAUUGUAAUUAACAGGUCAUGCUAGCAUGGGUCAUUAUUUUCUGCAGAAUGUAGUCCACUGAGUAUUUCAAGGCCUGUGCUCCAGCUAGAAAUACUACAUGCACCACAGCUGCAUUGUUUAUGAAUUAAGAAUAGCUGUAUUAAAUUGCCUCCCAGACAUAUAAAAGAAUCAGCCGUUUGAAAAUGCGUUCAACCUGAAAAACAUUACUGUGCAUUGUUACAAGGUGAAUGGCUUGGAAAAAAUACAGAAUCAUAGCAGGGUCUAGAGUGGAAAGUUAAUAUUUUAAGUAGGUAUUAACAGCUAGGCAUUAAACUCAAAAUAUGUGGAUUAUAAUAUUUGACAUAUAAUUUUAUUUUUUUCUAGUAAUAUUAAAAGUAAGAGAAUUAAGAGUAAUUAGGAGACUUAAGGACUAAUCUUCCCACAGCACACCAUAUUGCAGGACAGUCAAAAUGGACCAACGGUAACACUUUCUUCUAGGAUCACAUCUCAAUCAUUGACAAAGCAGUGACAAAAGAAGCAUGCCUGCAGCCUGCACCAUGCUCAGGCAGCUUGGAGUUAAGGCAGAAAGGAAGCAUGGCCAUGACGCUGCUCCACUUCCACAGUAGUUUGUGGUGAAAGACCAGAACAAUAGGGAAACAAUUUUCCCCCUUUUGUUCCCUCCCCUCAUUGUGUGCAACAUCCCAGGCACAGCUGCCUUGGAUUCUCCUCAGGUUCCUGUGAGACUGUGUGAAUAGCUAAUUGUGUCCACAGACCCUUGUCCUACAGCUGACUACAAGAUUAGUGGGUCCAUAAGUAUAUGCUGGCUAGCAAAGACAAGUACCAGGAAAGCAGCACAUCAGAGAGAUCUUCCUUAACCUUUACUUGUGGUGAUGCUGCAACUUUCCAUCUCUGAAGGAUUAAGUGAUCCAAAGCUGACCAAUUUUUGUUGGCAUGGCAGUACACAUUAAGAAUAUGAGGUGGUGCGAUUUGGCAAAGAGAAAAUUUUACAUCAUCUAAAAGGCACUAAAAUAAACUUUGCCAAAAAAAAAAAUACUAUUUUGGUGGUAAAAGCCAAAUUCCUUCUGAGAAUGCUUUUCCAUAUAAUAUAUUAGCAGAGUUAUAUCAGCAAAAUGCUCCUAGAACAAGUCGCUUUGUCCCUAUCCACCUAAAGACAGAUGUUAUUCUCCUCUUUGUAUUGUAGGGAUAAUGAACAAAAAAAAUACAAGAAUGGCGCAAAGAAAGAGCAAUGCGCCUGUUGUAUAGUUUCCCUAUACUGAACUUUUUUGAUGCAGAGCCCUUUCAGUGCAUCUGGGGCAACCCCUUAGCCACACUCAGCUUUUUAUCAUUCCUCAGAAUCCACCUUCAGAGCAACCCAAGAAGAACACACCUUGCUUAAAGGCCUGAUUGCAAUUUCAUCUGCACUGAGACUUCCUCAAAAAGGAAAGUUAGUAUGGCGAUGGCAGCGAACAGGAACCCAAGGGGCCUGGAUUCCACAGACUUCUUUUGAACUUUGCUCAAGUAACUUAACCUCUAUUUCCUCAUUCAGUACUUCCCCGCUAAAGUUUCCUCAACCAGGUUUUCAGUGGUCACUGAAUAAAGAAGCUGUGAAACUUGACCAAAUAAGUUAAGACUAAUGUUUAGCUUAGAAACACGCAUUAAGAUGGAGGCAGUUUUGAUUUAUACAAGACAUUUCAUUUCUUGAAGAUAUUCUUGGAACAGAAGAGAAUUUAAGAGGCAGUAAAUUGUCAAACCUGGAUGAUUAUUGUUGAUUGCAUAGUUUCUUAGUAAUGCUGUCUUAUUUUAGAAUCAGACAUUAGUUUCCUUAUACAUUAGAGAAGGUACAAAAGCCUCUAUUUACCACAGUGAGGAGAUUCUGCCUCAUCAGGUCCACAAGGAAUCGGCCAGUUCUGAUUUCAGAGCUACGUACACUCAGAAACUGGUCAGACGUGCCGAAAGAAUUCGGUUUUCAUUUACUUACAUUUCAAAAAGUCAAUUUCUCCUUCUUUUUUUUUUGGUUGUUUUGUUUUCACUUAAGUAAUGGUAAUGGCACCUCUGCUCCCAUACUGACCCUUCUAUCUUCUACUUGGAAUGACAGCCUGAAAGGACCAGGUUCCCUCUGCAUGUACAUGUGACAGUCUUCCACAAUUAAAAACAUGUAGCCAGGUAAGCAGGUGCCCUCUUCUAUAAAGCUAUGCUUUAGCUCUAUUUUAUCAGUAUAUUCCAAUAUAUCAUCAUUACCAUUUUACAGCUUGGGAAAUGCCGGUACAAAUGAGAAAAGUAAAUUUCUCAAAGUCUCAUACAGUGGUCUAGAUUGUUUGGAGAGAUAGUUAAGCAUCGCUGGCUUUACAGCUUUGCAAAAUAGAGACACGCCACAGUUCUAUGUUAUUAAGUUCAUCUUGCAUGGUCAACCACAACAAAGCUUUAUUUUUGCCUGAUAUCAGAUACAUGAGACAGUUGUGCACGAUGUCUGUGGAAGGAAAAAUACUUGAAUAAACCUGUCAUAUACAUUUGAAGAAGUAAUAAGUGAAUACAGAAAAUAUUUGAUCUGCUAUUUUUCAUGAAAAUACCAAGAAAGAAAGCCUUGUAUAAGAGGCUUUUAGAAUAUAUUAAAAAUUUCUAAAAAAAAAAAUAUCAUUUUUCAUGAGGAGGAACAGAAAAAUAUAUUCAAAUGCAUUUUCCAGUUUUAAGCAAUUCUUAGAACUGCAUUAUUUCUUUCCCCUGCUCCUGUACUCUAAGCUAGAAGAACCAGACAGGCACUACAGAGUACCAUAGAUAUUAACAAUCCAAUAUUAUCCACUUUCCUCAACAUUCAGCAUACACAAACAGCACACAAUACAUCCGAGCUUUCCCAUGCAAUCUUACUCUUCUCGUUGACACUUAGCUCUGAAGCAUACAGAAGAUAACAUCCAAGUAUAAAUUUAAAUAUUUUUUUUUUCCAAAAGAAAAGGUCAAAAAACAAAACAAAAAAAAAAAAAAAAGAAAAAGAAAAUGUUGUCCAACCAACAUCUGCCUAGCAUGUUUAACAAACCACAGGCUGCAUACACACAAGCUAGAAGAAAAUUUAAAUAAAAUCUGGGCAGAUCAUCUCCAAGAGUCCAUGGAGAGUUGUACUACAAUCUAUUGAGCUUUGCCCCAUUUCCAUAUCAAUUAUUAUAUCAUUUGGGACAUUAAGUAGAUAAUGCUGUUUACACAACUUUCUAAAAUAACUAAAGAAGCCCAUGAGGAUGCCUAGUUACUUAUGAAACAUAUGCAGACAAGAUGCUCUCUGUGCAAUGCAGCAUCUUGUUUACAGGGAAUCCUGUGAUCUUUAUCACAUACUUGUUAUUAACUGCUGUUAUCUGCUGCAUCACUGGAGGAUAAUAUUUGCUUUCCUGAAUCUUAAUAAGGCUAAAUAUAUUAUUGGAUUCAACAGAUAUAUACAAGCAGCAUGGGAGUCCAGUUCAGGACACAAUCUAGAAAGGUUUUGUGCUCAGACAGCUGCUGAGCAAGUCAAAUCAAGAAUGUUUAUUUUCUGAUGAGAUCAAAGGUGGGAGCAAGACGUGUUGAAAACCUAAACACAGUUGUAAUGGUAUAAAAUACCGAAUGUCAACUCCCAUCUGAAUGAGGUGAGAAUCCCAAAGAACCAACCUGUUUGCAUUAAGAUCAUAUUACAACAUAUGCUCAUCACACUUUGUAUUUGCUGUAUAUACGGAUACACAAGGCACUAAUUUCAUGUCAGAGCAGUGAGAGAGUAACUACACUGAAAUUCCCCACUAAAAUUUCAGUGUAACUACACUGAAAUUUCCUCUUCUACACUGAAGUUCCCCCUGUACUCGUCUCUGGUGAGGCCACACCUUGAGUUCUGUGUUCAGUUUUGGGCCCCUCGCUACAAGAAGGACAUGGAGGUGCUUGAGCGGGUCCAGAGAAGGGCGACGAAGCUGGUGAGGGGUCUGGAGAAC
This is a messenger RNA of Anas platyrhynchos (mallard), 5177 nucleotides long. NCBI's taxonomy places the organism in Eukaryota, Metazoa, Chordata, Aves, Anseriformes, Anatidae. The record is from RefSeq and is a predicted model, not a curated record.